Penicillium canescens is the source of this 2064-nucleotide messenger RNA. It is a transcript of the gene gta1, whose product is annotated as glutaminase GtaA. Gene Ontology annotation, biological process: carbohydrate metabolic process. The record is from RefSeq and is a predicted model, not a curated record. Lineage: Eukaryota; Fungi; Ascomycota; Eurotiomycetes; Eurotiales; Aspergillaceae. Bases 1 to 2064 code for a protein of 687 amino acids. The transcript is spliced from 7 exons.
AUGCAGCUGUGUCGCCUCGGUCUGCUGGUAGCCUCCUUUAUUGCCUCCAUUGGAGCACAAUCGACUUUUAGCCCUGCUCGCCCUCCAUCUAUUCCCCUUGCCGUCAGGUCGCCCUACCUAAGCACCUGGCUUAAUGCCGGUAGCGAUGGUGGUAAUGGCGGAUAUCUGGCCGGUCAGUGGCCUGUGUUCUGGCAGAACCAAGUGACUGGGUGGUGUGGUCUCAUCCGUGUCGACGGCAAUGUUUACACUUGGAUGGGAUUGCCUGGCAGUAAAACUGUCAACCAAACAGCGUUCGAGUACACAUCGACCAAGAGUAUCUUCACCAUGAACGUGGAAAACAAGUUGGAGAUGAACAUCACUUUCAUGUCGCCAAUCACCCCCAGCGAUAUUAAGCGCCAAUCUCUGGUUUUCUCGUACCUCAAUGUCGAAGUCUCCUCUCUCGAUGGACAGGAGCAUGACGUGCAAGUCUACGCUGAUAUCUCUGCUGAAUGGGUCUCUGGUGACCGGUCUGCCAUCGCAGAGUGGGAGUAUGGUACCACCGACGGCGUGGCAUACCAUAAGGUCCACCGACAGACGCCGUUGGCCUUCUCUCAGGUCAAUGAGCAAGGUGAAUGGGGUAACUGGUACUGGGCGACCGACGCAACCAAUGGCAUGUCCUACCAAUCUGGCGUAGAUACAGCUGUGCGCGGCCAAUUCUCACAAAACGGCAAGCUGGCCAACAGCGGUGACACCAAUUUCCGAGCCGUCUCGUCCAGCUGGCCUGUCUUCGGAUUCUCUUCUGAUCUGGGCUCAGUCGGCUCGUCGCCCGCCAGCAUGCUCUUCUCACUUGGUCUUACCCAAGAUGAAGCUGUUCAGUUUGCAGGUUCUUCUGACUACGGUCCUUUGCCUUCCCUAUGGAAGAGUUACUUUGAUACUGAGUUGGCUGCGCUUUCAUUCUUCCACCAUGACUACAGCGCGUCUAGCUCAGUCGCAACUGCCUUUGAUAACAGAGUGGCCACCGAUUCUAUUGCCACAGCUGGUCAGGACUAUCUCACCAUUACUUCGCUUUCGGCUCGGCAGGCUUUCGGAGCUACUCAGCUUUGUGGCACAAAGGAUCAUAUGUAUCUGUUCCUGAAGGAGAUCUCGUCCGAUGGUAACAUGAACACCGUCGAUGUUGUAUUCCCUGCCUAUCCCAUCUUCCUGUACACCAACCCGGAGUUUCUCAAACUCGUUCUCGACCCUCUGUACGAGAACCAGGAAGCUGGAAACUACCCUAACGAUUAUGCCAUGCACGACUUGGGCUCAAACUACCCUAAUGCUACUGGCCACUCUGAUGGUAGCGAUGAGAAGAUGCCCUUGGAAGAGUGUGGAAACAUGCUCAUCAUGACCCUGGCAUAUGCUCAGAAAUCUGGAAACAACGAGUACUUGAGCGCUCACUACGACCUGCUAAAGCAGUGGACCAGUUACUUGGUAGAGGAUGCCCUUUACCCGGCAAACCAGAUUUCGACUGAUGACUUUGCCGGUUCAUUGGCAAAUCAAACCAACCUGGCUCUCAAGGGCAUGAUCGGCAUUCAGGCUAUGUCUGUCAUUGCUGAACGAACCGGCAACACUGAAGAUGCUGCCAAUUACUCGAGUAUCGCUCAUGACUAUAUCACCAAGUGGCAGGACCUUGCUAUUGCCAAGGGCGCCACCCCACCUCACACGACUUUGUCCUACGGUGAUACAAACAGCCACGGUCUCCUCUACAACCUAUUCGCCGAUGCUCAACUCGGCCUGGAUCUGGUUCCGCAAUCAGUUUACCAAAUGCAGAGUGACUUCUACCCGACAGUUGCGAACAAGUACGGUGUGCCUCUUGACACUCGCCAUACCUACACCAAAGGAGACUGGGAGUGCUUUACCGCAGCUAUUACCUCGGGCAACACUCGGUCUAUGUUCAUCAAGGACUUGGCUACCUGGAUCAACGAGACACCGACUAACCGAGCUCUGACCGACUUGUACGACACGGUUUCCGGAAACUAUCCUCAAAACACCUUCGUUGCCCGCCCCGUUAUGGGCGGUGCGUUCGCGCCUCUCCUAGUCCGCUAA